UGAAAUUGGUCCGAGAUCUCAGACGUAGAAAAAAAUUAACAAAUCACAUUUGAACAAUUUGAUUACAUGACCAUUGCGAUUGGUCAAUUUUUUCUUCAUCUGAAGUCUCGGAUCAAUUUCUAGUAUCGUGGACAUAAGGCUUUAAAAAUGGGAUUAACAGAUUUUUUUAACCUGAAUAGUCGACUUUUAACGAAUAUCUCGGUUUGCGGGGCAGAGCGACGCUUUUUCUGUUAGAUUGUUUCGUUUCAUGCAGAAACUCGUCGAAUAAUCUCAAUUUUAUUGAUUUUUGGACUGCGGAAGUUAAACUGUACAAUUACCUUUUAUUUAUUUUUAUGCAAAAACGCAUCGAAUGAAUGUAUUUUUAUCAAAAUUCGAGGGCAGACCAUCGCAUUUUUCUAUCGGAUUCUAUUGUUUCGAAUAAAAACGCGUGUUAAAAAUAUUCAGCUGUGUACAUGGAUGCAUUACAACUAAGAAAUUUUAAAGAUUUUCUUUUGCUGUACAACCAAAUAUCUGAAAUGUGUUUCAAAAAAUGUGCAAAUACUUUUCUGUCUCGAGAAAUUACUUCUGAUGAAGAGCUCUGCAUAAAUAAUUGUGUACAGAAAUACAUCUACACUAAUCAUAAGAUGAUGGAAAUAUUCAUGGAAGUACAACCUAGAAUGGUGCAUAAAAGAAUAGAGGAGAUAAACAUGGCUCAAACAGCAGCAUUAGAAGCACAAGAUCAGCAAGUCAAAGUGGAAGAGAAUCUACAAUAAUACAUCUUUAUCAGUUAUGUGCAAUAUAUUUUUUAAUUUGUCAAAUACUUCUAAUUUAUAUUGCAUCAUAAAUUACAGAGAUCUGUUGAAAUAUAUAUAAAAUAAUAAUUUAAAAACAUUUCACAAAA
Molecule: messenger RNA, 880 nt
Organism: Trachymyrmex septentrionalis
Lineage: Eukaryota; Metazoa; Arthropoda; Insecta; Hymenoptera; Formicidae
Product: mitochondrial import inner membrane translocase subunit Tim10 B-like
Exons: 4
Coding region: 453-752 (99 amino acids)
Cellular component (GO): mitochondrial intermembrane space chaperone complex
Source: RefSeq, a predicted model, not a curated record